AGAAGAUAAAAGACAACAACAACAACAAAAAACAAAUACACAUUCAGUUAGGGUCAGUUACCAUUACUGAGUAUCCAUGGCAUUAUGAUUAUUAAUCGAUUAUUAUUAUUAUUAUUAUUAUUUUGAUUAUUACCAAGAUUAUAAAGUACUACAAGUAAUUGAGAAAGGAUCAUCAAUUAUUUUAAUUUCAAUAUUUUCUUAUAUUAAAUAAUGAUUAUUAAUAAGAAGAAUAUAUAUUUUCAUUUCUUAAUUAAUCUCUUAUUUACAUGGAAGUAUAUAACAUGUAUGAUAUAUGAUUUUCAAAGAUAUCCAUUUUCAAAUGAUGAUGGUGAUGAUGAGGAGUUUCAAAAUCAGUUAAUUAAACAAAAUGAUUUCUUUAUUGGCUUUAAUGAAUCCUGGCCAUUAAGAAAUGUGAACGACUAUUUAGGAGUGGUAUCCUCUAUAAAAGCAACGGAUCAAUCCGCUUCAAAUGUCUACGUUUUACAUCGUGGUGAUCGAGUAUGGGAUCAAAAUACAUUUGAUGAUCGAGAUAACUACCGUCUCAAUAAGUCUGAACCUAUACAAAAAGGAGUUUUAGUACAAAUCUUUAAUGGAGAGAUUAAAAGAACCUAUUUUCCUUCCAAAUUCUUUCUUCCUCAUGGGCUGACAAUAGAUCCAGAUGGAAAUUUCUGGAUUACAGAUGUAGCUUUACAUCAAGUUUUUAAAUUCUCGCCAAAUUUAUCAAGUGAACCAUUAUUAACACUUGGUGAACGUUUUAAACCUGGUUCAAGUGAAAAUCAAUUUUGUAAACCAACAGACGUAGUAGUUUCUACAAAUGGACAAGUUUUUAUCUCUGAUGGGUACUGUAAUAAUCGCAUUGUGAAAUUUAAUGAAAAUGGAGAAUUUCUAAAAUCAUGGGGUUACGAAACAAAAGAUUUAGAAUCUCCAGGACUAUAUGAUUUAAAUCUUCCGCAUCAGUUAUCUUUAUUGGAAGAAGAAGAUGCAAUAUGUGUGGCAGACAGAGAAAACAAACGUAUUGUAUGCUACACAGCUGGUUUAUAUUCGACAACAUCAGAUAGUACCGGUGAUUAUCUAUUUGAGUACAAACAACCAGAGAUGAGACCAAUCUAUGGCAUUGCCAUUGAACCUUCAACUAAAUUAAUAUUUGCACUUGUGGGCUCUACACCUAAUGAAGAUAAUUCAUACGUGGAAAUUAUUGAUUUUAAUUCACAAGGGUUAAUUGGUGAAAUCAAAAAUCAAUGGAAAACAGGAUUCGGUAAUGUGCAUUCUAUAACAACAUGUCCAUAUAACAAAGGAAUAAGUUGUAUACUAUUCUGUAAUACAAAUUUACCAUCACAAUUAAAUCAAUCGAUAUUAUCAAAUCAAACUCAAAGUAUUUCUAAAUAUCAAGAAGAUUUCAAUCAUGAACAAUUUGAUAGACGUUUAUGGCUUUAUUAUUUAAGAUUUAACUCUGAAUACAAUUAUUAAAUGAAUGAAAUCAUUGUCAUUAAUCUUAUAAUGGAAUAGUAAUGAUAGUCAAUAUAAAUAUAUAUAUAUAUAUAUGGUUGAAACAAAUCACUAUUUUAUGAUCUUUUUUAUUGAAAAUGUUUUGAUUGGUUCAUAUUAAC
Messenger RNA from Schistosoma spindalis, 1607 nucleotides. Lineage: Eukaryota; Metazoa; Platyhelminthes; Trematoda; Strigeidida; Schistosomatidae. The record is from the annotation of a GenBank genome assembly.